Molecule: messenger RNA, 1314 nt
Organism: Aspergillus melleus
Lineage: Eukaryota; Fungi; Ascomycota; Eurotiomycetes; Eurotiales; Aspergillaceae
Exons: 6
Coding region: 1-1314 (437 amino acids)
Molecular function (GO): oxidoreductase activity; zinc ion binding
Source: RefSeq, a predicted model, not a curated record
AUGCAAUCCACAAAAGCAAUUGUCGCCAACGCACCCAUAACGCCGGGAUCUAUUAACUGGUCCCUGCAGGAUAUUCAAUGUCCAAUUUUCUGUGGCCCUGACGAAGUGCUCGUCGAGAUUGUCGCCACGGGACUCUGCCAUACGGAUGUCUUUGUGUCGGGUGUGCCCGACGGGACAUUGGGGAUACGGUAUCCGAAGAUUAUGGGUCAUGAGGGAGCUGGAUAUAUCCGCUCCAUCGGCAAGGCUAGCAGCAGCAGUAGCGACAGCAACUGCAGCAGCCACAGCAACAGUAGCGCUACCAGCAAUGGCGACAGUGGUGCUACCAGCAAAUUCCAAAUCAACGACCCAGUUCUUCUCUCGUUCCCGUCCUGUGCGUCCUGCACGCAAUGCAAACAGGGCCACCCGGCGCACUGCACAGGCAUCGCGGCGGAGAAGUAUACCGGGCGAAAAAUCUUCACUGUCUGCGGCACCAAGCACGAGGAUCCCUCCAUCUGGGGCUCUUUUCUCGGUCAAUCGAGUUUUGCGAGGUAUACGGUUGUGAAUGUGUCUAGUGUGUUUAGUUUGAGGGGUUUGCUGCGACAAAGCGAGGAUUUGGCGGUGUUUGCGCCGUUGGGGUGUAGUUAUCUCACGGGGUAUGGGGUUGUGCAGAGGAUUGCGAGGGUUAAUGGUCAUGGUCGUGGUCAUGGUCAUAUCAAUGGCAGCGUCAAUGGCCAUGUCAAUGGUAACGGAGAGGGAGGGAAGAAUGGUGGGGGUGAUACGGUGUUGAUUAUGGGGUUAGGAGGGGUGGGAAUGGGGGCUGUUUUGGCCACUACACAAUCCCACCCCCAAACCCUCAUCGUCCUAGACCAACACGCCCCGCGCCUCCAACUCGCCAAAGACCUCGGCGCCACGCACACGCUGAACACGCGCUCACCCAACUUCAACCUCCAGGAUGCCGUGCGCGCCAUCUGUCCCGAGGGCCCGUCCGUCGUCAUCGAUACUACGGGCGUGCCGGAGCUCAUUGAGCGCGGACUGGAUGUUGCGGCGCCGAGAGGACGGAUUGUCCUGGUUGGGGUUCCGCCUGUGGGUUAUGUUGUUGGGAUGCAGGGGUUGGGGUUUGUUGAGAGCGGAAAAUCAGUAAUGGGAUGCCUAGUGGGAGAUUCGGUUCCUGAGGUGGACAUCCCCCAACUCAUCCAAUGGUACUACGAAGGACGAUUCCCUAUCGAUCGUCUAAUCACGAAAGUUCCUAUCGAAGAUUACGAAAAAGCUUUACGAGGAACUGAAAAAGGAGAGAUCAUCAAGGCGGUGUUGGUUUGGGAUGAGGAUCAGGUCUGA